Aegilops tauschii subsp. strangulata is the source of this 1115-nucleotide messenger RNA. The record is from RefSeq and is a predicted model, not a curated record. NCBI's taxonomy places the organism in Eukaryota, Viridiplantae, Streptophyta, Magnoliopsida, Poales, Poaceae.
CGCAUCGUGGGCGUUACACUUUAUCUAAUUACUAACGGGAGAUUAUUAAUAAUUGGGAACCAAUAUCCCAAACGGAUUAUUUAUUCGAACCGUGAGCGUUAGACCAACAAUGGAUACGUGCCAUUCUUUGGUUAAGAAAUAAAGCGGCAACAUUAAUCAUCCAAAUAGAAAAAUAUGUGUUCCACCGCGCGACCCAUGUGCCGUGCGAGCAGACGUGAGUUGACGGGACGCAUCCGAGCAGUCCUCCGUGUAGGCAGACCGGGAGGCGUGCGUGCAGGUGUGGGAAUUGAAGGAGGUGUGCUCACUGCGUAAUGUCAUCGGGGGGCGUGCGAGUAUGUUGUGUGAAACUUUGGUAGGCAUGUUAGCAGUCCGGCGCGCAGGCUCACCAGGAGGCGAGCCAUCGGUUUGAACGCCGCCCGCCUCUCUCCCACAACUCCCACUACUCCAUAUUAAUGGUGCGCCCAAGCGGUCGCACUCCCCAUCCUCGUCACACACACAAUCCUCUCUAUCCGCUUGCAUCCUUGACGCCGAUCUCAGUCCUCAAUGCCGUCAGUGUAUGAGGAUGCCGCCGAAGCACCCCAUCAGAGGGAGUGGUGACGCCGGGGCUACUAAAGCACCGGAGCACGACGUGGAGAUGGAGACAGAGGUUGCCGUCACCGCCGACGAGUUAUCGCUGCACCCUGACGUCGUCGACGGCGUCGAGCUUCCACAGUCGGAGGCGGAGUUCCACACCGACUCUGGUGACGACCCCGGCGACGAUUCCAACGACGACAGACAACUGGUGUUAUCUGACGAUGUGGACAGCAAGGAUGAAGAUGGUCAGAGGAGGUACAGGAGGCAAAUCCUGAGGGAGCUUUAUGCGGGAAAGCAUAACAGGCAUAUUAGGACCUGGAACAGCGGCUAUCGAUGCCAAUUUUGCAACCACAAGCUUCAUGACGCGUAUCUAAGUGUUCUAGCGCAUGCAAGAGGACGGGCCGUUGGCUCCUUCAAGCAGAAGUAUUCCCGCAGGAUGGCGCAAGGUGCGUACGCCGAGUACCUGGAGAAGGUUCAGGAUCGUGCGGGCAUGUGAGAUGAGAUGUGGGAUCGAACUAUGUACGCUUGAGUAUGCUUAAUGA